Eucalyptus grandis is the source of this 690-nucleotide messenger RNA. RefSeq lists its product as uncharacterized. The record is from RefSeq and is a predicted model, not a curated record. Gene Ontology annotation, cellular component: mitochondrion. The coding region runs from base 29 to 529 and encodes 166 amino acids. The transcript has 4 exons. NCBI's taxonomy places the organism in Eukaryota, Viridiplantae, Streptophyta, Magnoliopsida, Myrtales, Myrtaceae. Gene Ontology annotation, molecular function: zinc ion binding; protein-folding chaperone binding. Gene Ontology annotation, biological process: protein stabilization; protein import into mitochondrial matrix; protein folding.
CAGAAGAAAAGCUCGCGUAAAUCCUCCAAUGGCGGCAACGGUCACUACCGGUUACCCGCCGACCGUUCGCCCGCCGGCCGUUCACCCUCUCUCCUCUUCCCGACAAGCCCUUCUUCAUCGGCCCUCCUCCUCGUGCUGUCCUCUUCGGCCUCCGAGAGACGAGCCCGCCCUCGCCUCCUCCAGGUUGCGCGUUUCGCUCCCGACGGUCGGACCGAGAAAGCGGGGAUUGGGUUUGCCUCUGGUGCUCUGCUCGCUCGAGGGUCAAUCCGAGACGGACCAGGCAUCGCCCCCGAGUGAUUCGACCGCGCGUCUUCAUCUUAAUUUGGAACACCCGAGGAGAAGAUUGCUUGUACAAUUCACUUGUAAUGAAUGCGGUGAAAGAACACAAAGGCUUGUGAAUAAGUUAGCCUAUGAACGAGGUCUUAUAUUUGUACAGUGUGCUGGUUGUCUUCGGCAUCACAAGUUAGUAGACAAUCUUGGCCUUGUAGUGGACUAUGACUUGCGAGAAGAAAUUGAGAUGGAGCAAUAAAGAUCAGACCUGUUAAAGUUCAAAAUGGCGAGUACCUCUCCAUGCUGUACUUACUCUUGUUGAAUUGACUGACUUUGUAAAGGUCUUGUUUUGAAUGAAAAAGAAUUGGAAUUGUCCAAUAGUAUAUCAUCAUGGAGAAAGAAUACAAAAAUGCCUUACAA